AUGGGCCGCUGCAAGGCCACCGCCCGGCGUUCUACUGCCAAGGCACCUCACUUACACAUUGGACUUGAUGAUUUGAUGCCAACGUCAUUCGUUGAAGGGCUUAUCAGUCUCAUGAUUUCUGAAAAUGAAACUUCAGAUCAAGCAUCCUCGUCUCAGGAGAAUGGGCCACCUACAAAGCGACGUAAGACCGAGUCUCCAAUGACCUCGAAUGCUAUACCUAUCGCAAAGAAAGAAUUUACUAUUUCUCGCCCUUGCGCAGGGUCCUCUUCCAAAAGUCAAUCAUUCAUUUGUAAGAACGUCGAUCGCUACAUUAACAUUGAUUUUAAGGACAAUCAACUUUGCAUGAACUCGCGGAAGGAUUGCCCAUCGGAACCGUUGGAUGUUCUGAUUAGGCUAAGACGAGCGGAAGAAGAUGAUCAGAUGAAGAUUUCUUACGUCUUGGAUAGCAUCUCCCAGCGAGCGUCACAGCCGAAUGCGCUAUGGGGCACAUUCGACCUGGAACUUCAGUGGCAAGGAAGGCAGGUUAAGAUGGCUUUCUGUCGCAAUUUCUACUGGAAUGCAUCUCCAUCUCCGCACUCUCAAUACAGAUCGUCACUAGACCGCUGCAGCAGUCAGCCCUUCAUUAACUUCCUACUGCGUGGCUCGAGGUCGACAGGCACAUCUUAUAGACCUUCAACAUGGUCUCCCAUGGACUUUUACGAAGCGGCUUUUGUUCCCCGAAAGGACGAGAAACCACCUGAAACUAUUCAAGUCGAUGCUUUAGAAUCGACAUUAUUCCCAUACCAGAAGCGCACACUACAGUGGUUACUGCGACGUGAAGGAGCGCAGUGGUCAGCAGAUAUGCGACGUGUCAUCCCAUACGUACCUGAAAAUCAGGAUAGCGUAUAUGACUUCAAGAAACUGACGGAUGUGGCCGGGAAUGAGUACUACUUGAGCGAACUAUUCCAUACGGUGACGAGAGAUAUUUCGCUGUUCCGACAAGCUGAGGCUUCCAUCAAGGGCGGCAUUCUGGCAGAAGAGAUGGGCCUUGGUAAAACACUGGAGGUACUUGGAUUAAUCUUGCUUCACCAGCGAUCUCGACCCUUGAUCCAGAGUGAAUAUGAGUCUCAGGCCGAGCUGACGCCGAGUGGCGCUACGUUAAUCGUGACCCCCCCAUCGUUAAAAGACCAAUGGGCAUCUGAAAUUGCUCGUCAUGCACCGAGCUUAAGUGUCAAAGUUUAUGAGGGUCGGAAAAGAAUAUCGGAAGCGGACGAGCAACAGGCCACAGAUGAACUUGCUGGCCACGAUAUCAUUCUCACAACAUACUCUGUACUGUCCUCCGAGCUUCACUUCACGAUAACACCCCCAGAGCGUUCACGGCGGCACGCAAGAGUUUAUGAUCGGCCCAAGUCCCCCCUCGUGCAAAUCUCGUGGUGGAGGAUAUGCCUUGACGAAGCUCAGAUGAUUGAAAGUGGUUAUAGCCAGGCCGCGAAAGUGGCUCGUGUUCUUCCUCGGAUAAAUGCGUGGGGUAUCACUGGAACUCCGGUGAAGAAUGACGUUGAGGAUCUUCAGGGCUUGCUCCUUUUCCUCCAGUACGAGCCCUAUUGUUCUGUGAACCAAAUAUGGCAAGAUCUGAUCCGUCAUCACAAAUCUGUCUUCCAGCGCCUAUUCAACAGGAUCGCUAUUCGGCACACAAAAUCAUUGGUCAGAGAUGAGUUGGUUCUACCAUCCCAGAAACGCUUUGUCAUCAGUAUGCCCUUUACUGCCGUUGAGGAACAGCACUACCAGUCCCUUUAUCGAGAAAUGGCGGAAGCGUGUGGGCUCAGCCUUGAAGGAGCGCCAAUUGUGGAGGACUGGAAACCUGAGGAUCAUGAAGAAGACAUGAGAACUUGGCUGGUUCGACUCAGACAGACUGCGCUGCAUCCUGAGGUUGCAGCUUAUAACCGCCGAACUCUUGGCAACAGCAAGAAUCGGCCCAUGAGGACCGUCGACGAGGUUUUAGAUGCUAUGUUAGAACAAAGCGAAAGCGCGAUUCGAUCAGAAGAGAGAGCUUAUCUAUCCAGUAAAUUGACACGAGGUCAACUAUACGAAAACAGCCCCCGAGUAAAAGAGGCACUGGAAAUAUGGUUAUCAGUACGAGAAGAAGCUCGAAAACUUGUUUCCAAAGCCCGUGAUGAGCUCAAAUCCUUGGCUGUGUCAAGAACUGGGCCCGCCAGUCACGAGGACUCUGAUAUCGAUGAUGAUUCUGGAGUUGAGGAGAAAGGUCAACUGUUUGAAAGUCGACGAAGACUUCGUGGAGCAUUAGAGAUGUACCACAGGGCCGUCUUCUUUUGCGCGAAUGCAUACUUCCAGAUUCGCGAAAAUUCAGAAAUGACUGAGCCCGAAUCUGAGGAUUUUUCACGUAUCAAGAAGUUGGAAGAUGAGCACUACGAGGAAGCAAAGGCCAUUCGAAGGGAAAUCCUACAAGAGCCUCACCACAAAGCAACCCGUCUGAUGGCGAAGGUGGCACAGAAAGCAUCCGAACAAUCUUUUGUUGAGAUUCCGGAGCUCACAGUUAAUGAGGAACGAGGCAUUGAGAGCGGUCGCAUUGUCGACGAUCUAGAAGCAUUGUGCAACGAACUGAACGACCAAGCAAAUGUCAUUGAUGAAUGGAGGGAACACCUGAUCGGGCUGGUUCUGAAGCCCUUGGUCGAUGAGGAGGAGGAGGUCGAAACCACUGGAGAUGAAUACGGCGAGUCAGCCAAAAUUCAGGAUGAACUCAUGGUCUAUGUUCAAGCUCUUCGAGCCAUCAUUGCUGAUCGACAGGAUGCUUUGACUGGACAGACUAAUGAACUGAUCAAGCACGAAACACAAACGUCGCUGAGACUCGCAGCCAACGAAGAAGGUCCUGCCCCCGAAAAGCUUAUUGAACUUCUUGCAUUACGAGAUCAAAUCAAGCCCCGAUCGACCUCGAUGCGGAAAGCUAUCAGCGAGUUUCGAGGCUUAACAUCGAAGCUGGCAAGGGAUACCACACGAAGCAUCCUGGAAGGUAGAAUUGCAGAUCGACAGCUCAAAGCAACGCAAGCAAUUUUGAACACACAGAGCAAGCUGAUCACGGCUCUUGAGGCCGAGGUCGACAAGUUCAAGAACAUCAUGAACCUGCGCCUGGAGUAUUAUCGCCAAUUGCAAGUAGUCUCUGACAGUGUCCUUCCCUACGAGGAACCUGUCACUGAAGAACUCAUGAGAAGGAUGAAGACGAAUGAGGAAAACAUGCGGCAAAGGCUGUCGGCAGCAGAAGCCAAACACAGAUACCUCCUCCACCUCAAAGAAGCAGGAAACAAGUCGAACGAGCCGCGAAUGUGCGUCAUCUGUCAGACCAAUUUCAUUAUUGGCGUGCUCACGGUUUGCGGACAUCAGUUUUGCAAGGAGUGCAUGAUGCUGUGGUUCAAUGCUCACCAUAAUUGCCCCCAACUCAAAGUGCAUAGCGAUGACCCAAGCCAAUCUCAAGAUGGUACGGAGAAUAGCUCUGAGCAAAAGCAAACCGAUUCGCCAAAGAAAACCGGGAUCUACUCCGAAUUCAACUCAGACAAGCUAGCCGAGAUACAGAAAAUCGAGCUGGACGGGCCUUCAUUCACCACGAAAGUUGAUACGCUUGUAAAACAUUUGAUGUGGUUGCGGGAGUCUGACCCCGGCGCAAAGUCAAUUGUAUUCUCGCAAUACAAAGGAUUUCUGGGGAUUUUGCGUAACGCUUUUUCUAGAUUUAGGAUUGGCUAUGCCUCCAUUGACGACCCCGAUGGCAUCAAACGGUUUAAGGAGGACGCCUCAGUCGAAUGUUUCCUUCUUCAUGCCAGGGCGCAUUCCAGUGGCCUGAAUCUGGUCAAUGCAAGCCAUGUCUUUCUCUGUGAGCCUCUCCUCAACACGGCGCUCGAGCUCCAGGCAAUUGCACGUGUGGACCGGAUUGGUCAAAUGCACGAAACAACUGUAUGGCUCUACCUUGUGUCAGGGACAGUCGAGGAGUCGAUUUACAAUCUUUCGGUCCAGCGGCGAAUGGAGCAUAUGGGACGUGUCAAUAAGGGUAAGUCGAAGCAGUCGACGCCCGAACUUCUCGACGUGAAUAUCGAGGCAGCAAACACUCUGGAACUCGAGCAAGCAUCACUUUCACGGUUGAUGAGUAAGGAUAAAUCGGCUGGUGAGAUCGUGGGAAAGAAUGAUUUAUGGGAAUGUCUGUUCGGACAUAUUGCUCGCAAAGAGACUGAGCCCGAAAAGGAUAUCAGGCUUCAGGAAAAGGCUGUCAUGGGUUACUUAGCAGCAGAGGCAGCCGAAGAGAGAAUGGACAGGAACGAUUAG
Messenger RNA from Fusarium subglutinans, 4305 nucleotides. RefSeq names its product rad8 and Rdh54p. Gene Ontology annotation, biological process: protein polyubiquitination; DNA damage response. Bases 1 to 4305 code for a protein of 1434 amino acids. Gene Ontology annotation, cellular component: nucleus. The transcript has 4 exons. The record is from RefSeq and is a predicted model, not a curated record. NCBI's taxonomy places the organism in Eukaryota, Fungi, Ascomycota, Sordariomycetes, Hypocreales, Nectriaceae. Gene Ontology annotation, molecular function: ATP-dependent chromatin remodeler activity; ATP binding; metal ion binding.